This is a messenger RNA of Rosa rugosa (rugosa rose), 1692 nucleotides long. Its product is annotated as disease resistance protein RUN1-like. Gene Ontology annotation, biological process: signal transduction; defense response. Bases 61 to 1692 code for a protein of 543 amino acids. Gene Ontology annotation, molecular function: ADP binding. NCBI's taxonomy places the organism in Eukaryota, Viridiplantae, Streptophyta, Magnoliopsida, Rosales, Rosaceae. The record is from RefSeq and is a predicted model, not a curated record. The transcript has 3 exons.
CGUCUACCUAUCUUAACUUUCAUUUGGUCAUUGACUCAUUGAUCAUUCCUGAGUUCAUCCAUGGCUCAAGAAAGCUCCUCUUCCAAUAGUGGUUCUCCUCAUUAUGAUGGAUAUUGUAGGUAUCAUGUGUUCUUGAGUUUCAGAGGCGAAGACACGCGUAAGACUUUCACCGACCACCUCUACACCGCCUUUAAGGAUCAAGGCUUUCGCACUUUCCGAGAUGACGAUGAACUUGAGAGAGGAGAAGAUAUUAAUCCGGGGAUUGAGAAAGCCAUUCAACAGUCAAGAAGUUCUGUUAUUGUGUUCUCAAAUGAUUACGCUUCUUCAAGCUGGUGCCUUGAUGAGCUUUUGAUGAUCCUUCAACGCAGGAGGAGCUCCGAUCAUGUCGUUUUACCGGUUUUCUACAAUGUGGAUCCAUCCCAAGUAAGGAAGCAGACGGGAAGUUUUGAGGAGGCUUUUGCCAGACACCAAAAGACUCAACCGUCGGACAAGGUGAAAGAAUGGAGGGACGCACUAACAAAAGUUGCAAAUCUUGGAGGGAUGGUCUUACGGAACCAAGAUGAUGGGUACGAGUCAAAGUUUAUUAAAACAAUUGUUAAAGAGAUAGGUGACAAGCUUAGUCGUACACCUUUAAGUGUUGGCUUCAACUUGAUUGGAAUCCAUUCUCGAUCCAACAAAAUUAAUCAAUGGAUACAAGAUGGAUCAGAUGAUGUUGGCAUACAUGUAAUUUUUGGGAUGUCUGGAAUAGGGAAGACAACAGUUGCAAAACAUGUCUAUAAUUCAAACUUCAGAAGAUUCGAAGGAAGCAGCUUCAUUGAAAAUAUUAGAGAAACCUCAGAACAAAUCAAUGGCCUAGUUAAAAUACAAAAACAGCUCCUUUAUGACAUUUUGAAUGGAAGAGAAGUGAAAAUACGAAAUGCUAGCGAGGGGAAAAUUAAGAUUGAAGAUGGCAUAAGCUGUAAAAGAGUUCUUCUUGUCCUCGAUGAUGUGGAUCACAUGGACCAAUUUGAUGCAGUACUUACGAUGCAAGAUCGAUUCUAUCCAGGAAGUAAAAUCAUCAUAACAACUAGGCGUGCAAGGCUAUUAAAGGCUCAAGGAGUUACUAAGGUGCAUUAUGUUCGAGCUCUAAAUGAGAGUGAAUCAUUGAAGCUCUUCAGUUUGCAUGCUUUUCGACAAGAUCAUCCGAUUGAAGGUUAUGUGGAACAGACUGAAAAGUUUGUACGCCACUGUGCCGGCCUUCCAUUAGCUCUUCGAGUUUUGGGCUCUUCUCUAUUCAGGGAAAAUAUAGAUGUAUGGGAGAGUGCACUAAGAAAAUUGGAAGCUAUUCCAAAUAGUGAAAUCAUGGAGAAACUUAGAAUGAGUUACGAUGUACUGGAUAAGCAUGACCAGGAAGUGUUCCUCCACAUUGCUUGUUUCUUUAUUGGAAAUGAUAAAGAUUACACUGUUGGAAUACUAGAUGGAUGUGAGUUGUACACUACUAUUGGCAUUAUAAAUCUCAUAGACAGAUGCUUAGUAGCAAUUGGCCCCAAUAACAAGGUGGUGAUGCAUGACAUGAUCCGUGAUAUGGGAAGAGGAAUUAUUCGCCUAGCAUCGGAGGAGCCUCGUAAACGUAGUAGAUUAUGGCAUCACACAGACUCUAUCAAAGUAUUGAAAGAAAAGAAUGAUGCACAAACUAAGACUACUCCGGCUUAG